GAUUUUUUGAUCAGCUGACGCAGAUGGUCUGCUUUAUUUAGUACGGGAAACCUUUUACUCAAUCGAUUUACCCUCGCAUCCGCAGCCAUAGCGUUUGUGUUGUCAUGUGAUGUUAGACGUUCUAUUUUUAUUCAAUCUCUGGCAAGUCACCUGGAAAUAAACAGGGUGAACUGGAAAUUUGGGGAAAGUUCAAGGUCGGUCGGGGCGAGUUAAUCCUCGGAGUAGGGGAGGAGUGGUCAGAAGCAUGUGUGUUGGUCAGCUACUGCUUUACAUGUACGCCAAAAGGGAAAACAGAUGACAAUCGGACUUAACGGAAAGGAGAGAUCUCAUCUGCUGGAAUUUUGUCACUAAUUAACAGUCGCCUUCCUGGAAUUUCAUCAGCACCUCUUUGUUAGCCCUGACGAGGAGUACGUACAUGUUCUCGAUAAUGAUUGACAAGAAAAGACCACAAAAUACAGUAUACCUUGAGUAAACAAAAACAAAACUUGUCACCAUGUCCAGCGAGAAAAAGCGCCAUGAGUCGGGAGAGUCCUACGAAUCUACGGACAGUGUGGGGGACCUGAUCCCCACCCCACCGGACGGAGGGUGGGGCUGGGUGAUCGUGUUCAGUUCCCUGAUGUGUAACAUCAUUGUUGAUGGUAUAGGGUACGCUUUUGGAGUCCUUCUCCCCCAGUGGGUGGAAGUUUUCAACGAGUCCCACGGGAAGGUAUCGCUGGUGGGGUCGCUACUUGUGGGGGUCUAUUUAUGUGCAGGUCCCUUGGUCAGUGGUUUAACAAACAAGUUUGGAUGCAGACCCGUGGCGUUUGCCGGAAGUUGUUUAGCUUGUUUGGGAUUCCUAUUGGCGGCCUUCAGUAGCAGUAUCAAUGUGCUAAUGUUGACCUAUGGAAUCAUGGGAGGUUUGGGAUUUGGUUUAAUCUAUUUGCCUGCCAUAGUGAGUGUUGGUUUCUACUUCGAGAAAAAGCGCGCCAUAGCGACUGGAAUAGCCGUUUCCGGUUCUGGAAUUGGUACUUUUAUAUUUGCGCCCGCAAACGCUGCUAUGCUAGAAGCAUAUGAUUGGAAGUUUAUGUUAGUGAUUCACGCCGGCAUUAUUCUAAAUGGAUGCGUUUGUGCAAUGGUUAUGAGACCCCUCGAACCUCCCAAAAGAAAGAAGAAGAAAAAGCCAAAAAUCAGAGCGAAGACAAUGAUUGAUCGUGUAAAAGAAAGAGCCAUAGCGAAUCGAAAUCGAGCUGGUGAAUCCGAAUCCAGUGUUCAAAUUGGAGAAAGUUUUGCAAAAUUGCAAGAAGCUAAAAGAUUGCGUGAAGAAAGAUUAAAGGAGGAGGGGUCAGAUAUUUUGUCCAUGCCAAGUGCUUACUUCGAAAAAACAAACAAGCUAUCUUUUUCAGAAGCAGGGGAGAGUUAUUGUGGAAGCCCUGUCGCAGAUAUUCCAAAAAUAACAUUCAGUGGCAUUGACGGGAAAGAGAUUUCGUCACCAGAAUCUCCACAGUCUGAAAAACCCGACGCUAAGAGUGCUUCAAAAGAAGAAGUUCGGAGAAAAUCCGGAGAGGAAGAAGCAACGAAUAAAGACGUGAAAGAUGCAAACAUCCUUAAAGGAGUUUAUAGCCACGAGGUGGAGCCACUUAUCGAAAAUGGGUACGCUAAAGUUGCUCCACGCCAAGCAAAAGACUUUUCUUCUGCUGCUAGACUUCGUAUGGGAUCCCAGCAUAAUAUAGAGAAAAAAGACUACGCUAGACCCAUGUACAGACAAGAUAUCUUCUAUAGUGGAAGCGUAAAUAAAAUCCCACAAUUUACGUCCCAACCAGACAUGCACACUUACAUUACUAGUAUAACAACAAUACCCGGAGAGAUCGAGGUCCCGCCAUCUUCAGUGUGGGAUCAUUGCACGUGUUUGCCAAAAUCCAUUGUAGACACUUUACGUGACAUGUUAGAUUUCUCAAUAUUAAAAGAUGUUCCUUUUGUGUUGAUUUGUGUUGGAAACUUAUUCGCAAUGGUUGGAUUUUAUGUUCCUUUUACGUACCUGGUUGAUCAUGCUUUGGAACAGAAUGUUUCAAAGUCAGAUGCAGCUUUUCUCUUGUCUGUGAUUGGUAUCACGAACACCGUUGGUCGAAUUCUGUCGGGAGUUUUAGCAGAUUUGACUAAGGUGGACGCUUUGAUAAUAAACAACGUUGCUUUGGUGAUUAGCGCGGUGCUGCUCUUCCUAGAACCCUUUUGUACUACGUACCCUUUGCUUGUUCUUUUUGCAGCUCUCUACGGUUUAUGUGUUUCUGCAUAUAUUUCAUUGACCUCCAUUAUCAUUUGUGAUCUUAUUGGUCUGGAGAAACUGACCAAUGCAUUUGGUAUGUUAACGCUGGCCAGAGGGACGUCCUCUAUUUACGGACCCCCACUCGCAGGUGCCAUACGGGAGGCCACGGAUAGCUACAACUACUCUUUUUACCUGGGAGGCGGAAUGUUCGUUAUCGGGGCAAUCUUUCAUCUAAUGCUACAUUUACCGUGCAUCAAACGGAAAGGGCUGCAGGAACUCACGGGGGCUGACCUUGAUGUACCAGAAGAGGAAACUCCUGUCGCUGUGUAGAUCACUGUAGUCAACAAGAAAAGUUUUGAAGCAAUAUUUUUGAGUCGGAUAUAUAGGCAUUGUUGAUAUGGUUUUAAGCGCUUGUUUUGUUAGUGAGAGUGUAUAAUUUCCAUACAGUAAAAGUAGUUUAUUUUCUUUUUAUGUUCAACUUAUGAGUUGAAUAUCAUCAACACGAGAACAAAAUAACUUGAAAUGGUGAUUUAUAGACAAAGUGAACACAUUUAUUGAAUGUGGCAUUUUACCAAAGUUGGUAUAUACUGUCUUUGCUCUUUUGUUUUGAAUUCCAGAAAUUUAAGUGUUUUUUUUUGUUUGUGUCUCUACUUGUUGUUGUCUAAUAUUUUGUUUUGUGGCAGGUCUUAUUUUUUUCAAUAAUUUGUC
Saccostrea cuccullata (small rock oyster) is the source of this 2947-nucleotide messenger RNA. Its product is annotated as monocarboxylate transporter 14-like. Gene Ontology annotation, molecular function: monocarboxylic acid transmembrane transporter activity. The transcript has 8 exons. Bases 494 to 2569 code for a protein of 691 amino acids. The record is from RefSeq and is a predicted model, not a curated record. Gene Ontology annotation, biological process: monocarboxylic acid transport; transmembrane transport. Lineage: Eukaryota; Metazoa; Mollusca; Bivalvia; Ostreida; Ostreidae. Gene Ontology annotation, cellular component: membrane.